UAAUGACAUUUCUUUGGGCUGACAUACCAUUCGAAUGGACUUGUCUUUCAUUAAGAUAUCAUAAUGACAUGCUAUGGUAACAUUACUUAUCUAUAUAUAUAGGUAUAUAUGGAGUCUUAUAUAAAUGAUACCGGUCUUUGUAGCAGGAUUCUAUUAAUUGUACAAGCAUCAAACAACACCUGAUUAUUAUCAUAAAAUCAAGAAAGGCACAUGGGAUCAGUUUAUUGUCAUGUUUUUUGUAUUCCAAAACAAUACUAUAAGGCUGCUCCAGUUCCACUCUAUUAUUUAAUUGAUCUCACAAUUUCUAUUGUGGAGGGAACAUUUUUUGAACCAUGUAGAUUCUGGUUAUGGUUUCAUCACAUGGUACAUCAUUUAUUCAAGAAACUAAGGUUUCCAUGAUUGUCAUUCCAGCAUUAAUUCUAAGAAAUGAGUAUGAAUGGUAAGACACAAUGAUCAUGGCCACACAUACUUUACUGAUGAAGUAUCCCUUCAUCUUUCUAUUUAAUAUAUUAUAUGUUGGGCUAGUGUUUUAUUACAAUAUUUUGCUUUAUUUCAGGUAUAUACAUAAUAUAUCCUAUCUAGUCCAUUGAAUGAAAAAUGGGUCAAUAGAUUCUUGGGUAAAUUCUUCCCUUUCAUCUAUUACAGCUUUAUUGUCCUCUUGGUUCAUGAUUGCAAUAAUGCCUUACCAUUCCUUUAUUGAUC
Paramecium pentaurelia is the source of this 702-nucleotide messenger RNA. NCBI's taxonomy places the organism in Eukaryota, Ciliophora, Oligohymenophorea, Peniculida, Parameciidae. The record is from the annotation of a GenBank genome assembly.